Molecule: messenger RNA, 2897 nt
Organism: Candidula unifasciata
Lineage: Eukaryota; Metazoa; Mollusca; Gastropoda; Stylommatophora; Geomitridae
Source: the annotation of a GenBank genome assembly
UUACCUGUCUGCGGUGUCAAGCCAAAUCUGAUACGUUUGAUCCAUUUAUGGACCUCAGUCUUGAUAUUAAGGGUGUGAGCACGGUGGAGGAAGCACUGUCAAAAUUUGUCAAGCCUGAAACUCUUGACAAUGAAAAUGCAUACAAGUGUCCAAAAUGCAAAAACAAGGUCCGAGCUCAGAAACGCUUCUCUAUAGAGAAAGCUCCAAAUGUUCUGACCCUGCAGCUGAACAGAUUUGACUUUCAUCAUCACUUAUCUGGGAAGAUAAAUCGAUUUAUCAAAUACCCAGAAAAGAUCAACUUGCGCAGCUACAUGAGCCAGAGAGUGGGUGAGCCCAUCCUGUACCAUUUAUAUGGGGUUCUGGUCCACUCUGGUCACAGCAGUGAACAUGGACACUACUAUAGUUUUGUGAAGUCUCCCAGUAAAACAUGGUACUGCAUGAACGAUUCCAUUGUACAUCAGGCAGGCAGUAACAGCGUGUUUAGUGCUGAUGCCUAUGUCUUGUUCUAUGCUCGAAUUAAAAGUAGCAUCAGCAAUGGUCCUUCCACGUCCAGCAGCACCUUGAACCACUUGAAGAGUCCAUCCUCCCCUGUAAAGACACCGUUUAUUGGACCUACACUCCCAAGCCACGUGAAGCAAGAGUCCCCUCAUGUUAAUGGCAUACAUGGUAAACCUACCAGUGAGAUCGGCACACCCAUAAAGCAUAGUACUGCCAACCCAGGGUCUUACGCUGGGAUCACUCUACCCAAGCUUGUGCCAACUUCAACAUCGCUGCCAGGUACUCACAACAAAAUAUCGUUCCCUAUACUUACACCUCUUCAGAAAAAGCAGCAUCUGUUGCAACGGCAGCUUCAGAAGGAAGACGGGAAACACAUUGUGCUUCAAAUUAAACAUGGAAAUUCUACAACAAUGGAGAAGUCACCAGAUGGACAGUCAAAAGUGGUUAAUGGCGUUAUCAUGACCCAGAAGUCAGUAGGUCUGGUGCCCUAUAAUGACGACUCUGAUUCAGAACAAGACAAUGUGGGCAGUGCAGGCACACUGAACUCUGUAAAUAUAAAAACCAAUCAACAGAAGGCAGCUAAUGCAUCACUUGGUUUGCACCAGGCUGCAGGAGAUCAUUCUCGAGAUCUGACAAUUUUUCCGAAGCUGAGUUUCCCUUCUAAGGGAGACGGUGACUCUGGGAACUUGCCACAUGCAAAUACUAUAGCGGGACAGUAUGUUUUGCCAAGCUUACAGCAAACACACAAAGACAUUCCAUCACCCUCUGCCAGUAACCAGCCUCUGUUGCCUACCUCGAAUUUAAGUUAUCAGCUCACAGACUUGCAUACAAAGCAGUGCUCUACCCAGAUGUCACCGACUCCCUCCAGCAAAGCGCUCUCCCACAAAGACUUAAGUCCCUCGGCAUCAAAACUGGCAGAUGUUCACCAGGAGGUCCCGUUAACCACCACCACCACAACUACAUUAGCAGCAGGUAAGAGUGGUGUUAUGGAGCUCCCUGUUGUAAAUAUGUCAUCCUGUGCAGACUCAGGCAACGCCAAGGUGAAAGCUGCAGGUGGAAACUGGCUUGUCCAGGCCCAAGAUUGUGCCCCAAGUCCGCGCAGCUCAUGCUCUAGCUCACACAGCGUAAAUUCCACCACUGAAUGGACCGUCGAGUCCAAAGAUUUUCCCAAUGCAUCCAGAUGCAACCAUACCAAUUUGCAGAUUCCUGAUAAAGUUUGCACGAGCAAGACCCCAUCGGCUACAGUUACUGGGGAUGAUAAACCAUCUACAAGCAAUAAAAUCGCUGUUGCAGCAACUCCAGUAACCGUAAAAUUAAAAGACCGUUUCAUACCCUUGCCUAGUUCUGCCCCACCAGAGGUGCCAGAUGUUCACAUCAAUACCAAUGGUUCACGGCAUUCACACUCGGAGAGAUCCUUAACACCUAUAGGAAUCUCAGAUAAGCUUCCUCUACUUCAUUCACCUCCUAGUUCUGGCGUUAGCGACGGAGGAUUCAAAAAGGACAAGAAACACAAGAAAAAGCAUAACAAGAGUUCAGAUAGUUGUGGAUUUGAAAGACUGAGGGAUGAUAGUUCAUCUCGCAGUGACUGUUCUUCAAAAAAGAAAAAAAGGCAUAAAAAAGACAAAAAGGAGAAGAAAUCUAAAAAGAAAGGCUUGACAAGUUCCGAUAGUGAUUCUUAUGACGAUAGGAAAUCCCGAAAACACAGCCGCACAUAUUCAGACUCGUCUUCUAGUUGUGAUGAAGGCAGACGUAAGCGCAGACAUAGGACAAGUGAAAGUGAUGGCGGGUAUGAGUGGGUGGAGAAGACAGUUGAAACAACACACCUGAGGGAUUCUGACAGCAAGACAAGCAGUCGGGCAUCCAUCCAAUCAUGGAACCAUCAUGUCAAGGAUGAUGUGGCUCCAAGAAAGACCAUUUCUGACAAAAUAAAAACAACGUGGGAUGGAUCACGUUCCUCGUCAGUCUCUGCAGGCUUGGAAGGAGCCAGCCAUAAGUUUGGCAACAUUCUCUCUUGGGAUGGCAGUAAAAGCCACAAUGACAGAGAAGUGGAAGAGGAAGAGAGAGCCAAGAGAAAGAGACACUGGUCAGAUAAUUACAAUGAGGAGAUUGAUGCUGGCAAGACAAAGAAAGUGAAAAAACACGACAAAGAAACAUUUUCAACAGAUAACCCAUUCCAGCAGUUUCAAUCAAUGAAGCGUACGAACUGGUCCAAAGACAACGGCCCCUCAUGGUCCCAAGAUCACAGCUACCACCAGCACCACGACAACGCCUACCACAAAAACUCCGCCUCCUCCUCACAUCGCCCCUGGUUGAAAACAAACGGCGGCUACCACCCACUCAACAAGCACAGUGACAACCGUUUCAAGUCUUAUAAACCACACAGCGGCACCUAUGCUUAA